AUGAAAUCAGUAGCCAAUAGAGCAUUGGAGCAAUCGUUGAAUUUCCUUCAACACAUUGUACGUCUCACCCUUCACAACAACACAUUCUUUGACCAGAUUCAGCUGGAACCAACCAGUCAAAAUUCAUCGACCACCGAUGCCGUUCAGAUUCUCCUCAAUCAUUUCAACCAAUCUUCACACGCACACUCCAAUCUCACACUCCACAACAGCAGCAGCAGCAGCGGUGGCCUUAACAGCAACAACAACAACAACAGUUCAAUCAUGAUUUUCGAUUCAAUUAAAGAAGAGGAUUGCUCUUCCAUCAGUAGUUCCGUUCCACAGAGUGGAUUUUCUCCGCACAGCUCACCGGUAUCACGCUCACCGGCAUUCACCAAUGGAUUCAUGUAUAAUAGUAACAGUAGCAACAGUUUGUCCAGUCUCAACGGAACUGGCACCACCAAGAAGAAACUAGAGACACCAGCACCAAAAACACCGGUUCACAAGAAUCUCUUGAAUUUCUCAAAGGAAUUCUCGUCGGAAGAUGAAGACAGCGAUUCCGACACCGCAUCAACAACCUCGAGUUCACUCUAUUCCAACUCGAUUCCGAAGCGUCUUUCGAUAUCACCACGUUCCAGUCUGAGUUUGAGUGGAUCGAUUGAGUUGUCUGCUUCGACCAUGGCAAUGAAUCAGUCAUCAUCGCUCGCCUCUUUGGCAGCUGCCAAUUCUCGAGAGCAACUCAUGAUGCGACCACGUCGUGGAAGCACACAGGAAUCACCAUUGUCCAUCUCGGUGAACCUCUUUGAAUCGCUAGUCGAGGAUCUCGAUUACUCAAAAACAAGAAAAGAAGAACUACUCAACCAAACAACAGAGGAUAAAUGGCAAUUCCUUCAAAGACUUAAACCAGAUUGUACAACAACUUUAAUAAGUAAUGGUAUUUUCAAUAAUAAUAAUCAAUUAAGUAGUUCAUCAUCGGAUUUGAAAUCAAUAUUAUCAUCACCACCAAAGUUGAAUGGAUCAACCAAUUCAAUGUCAUCACCUAAAGCACCACCUUCAGCCAACAUUGGUAAAUCAUUCCCAAGAAGUCCAAGAUCAAUUACACCACUUGGACCAAGUAACAAUGCUAGAGUAACGUCACAUUCACUUUUCACAAUUGAGGAUAUCAGUAAACUAAGAUUGGCACUCACAGAGAAGCCUGUCAAUUGGGUUAUCAACUUUGCAGAGAGUUCAGGUAUCAAUGCAAUUUUAAAUAUGAUUUCGAUAUUCUCAAAGAAAGAAAGUAAAAUUGAAGAUGAUCAUUUAGUUAUCAAUGAAUGUUUAUCAUGUAUAAAAUUAUUAUCUGAAUUGGAAUUACAUUCUAUUUUAUUGACAGAUACAACAGAUACGAUUGUUCCUUUGAUGGUAACACCUAGUCUUUCAGUAAAGAGAGCGACAUUUGAAGUUUUAGAUAGUCUGUGCAAGGUAUUUCCAGUGGGUAGCUCCGUUGUAAUGGAAUCACUGCGAACAUUCGCAAGAAACACAGAGGUUACAUUGCAACAAACUUUUAAAUAUAUAAUAGCACCGUUGGCAGGUGAAUUUGCUGCUGAUCUCAAAGUAAAUUGCAUGUCGUUAAUAAACCAUUUGAUUCGUGGUUGUAAGGAUGUUGCACUGCGUGAAGACGUUCGUACGAAAUUCUUGGACUGCGAGAUACUCAAGAUCAUAAAAUCACUGAGAAUCGAUGGUGAGGGUAUUGAAACGUCGUCUUGGAAAAGGCUGGAAGUUGAAAUGUCGACUUUUGAAACCCUGAUUAUCGAGGACGAGAUUCAACUGUCUCCACGUUGCAUAGAGUACGAUUCCGGUGGUGAAGAGACAGGUUCCGUUGUUGGUAGCGAUCCCAAACUCCCGGUUUUAAUUUCUUGUUCACCCGAGGAGGGAAGCAGCACUCUCAGAGAAGUAUUGGUUCCAAUUACCAAGAAAUCACAGGCUGCCGACGUCAUUCGUACGAUUACCAGUUCGAACUCCAAUCUUAAGGAGCUUGGCGAGUGGGGAUUGUACGUGCGCGAAACCGACAAACCAUCGGAAUCCGGAAGAUUCUUGCGCGACGAGGAGUAUCUAACCGACCAGCAAUACGACGGUGCCAGUGACAAGUUCCGUGAGUACUCACUCAAGAUGGUGCCGUGGAAGGUUCGCGUCAACUUGGAGCGAAUCAAAGAGAUGGGUGUAUCUGCGAAAUGUCCAGCAAAUUUCAUCGUUGAAGAACCGAUGGAUCCAACACUCACUUGCGCCAGACUGGUCGACCACCUUGUCACUUCUUACCUUCCUCAAAUCGGUCAAUACGCUCUGGAGUCCGAUGAUUUCGGAUUGUAUUUAGAUUCGUUUGGAUUUGGAACUGGAACAACUGGUUAUUGGUUGGAGCCACUCGAAAAGUUGCAUGUGAACAGCGAGAUUUUCAAAGAUCCAAAGUGCACUGUCGCUCUGCGUCUUCGUUUGAAGUUGGUCAAGUUGAAGUUUGCAGAUGACAGUUUCGAGCAGUUGAGACUGGAUUUGAUGUUGCAAACCGAGAAGAUCUUCAAGGAGAUUUCAGAGAAGGUUGUCGAUCCUGAGAACAGUGUCAAUGUCGACCACUACAGCAUUUUUGUCGAUCGUCAAGACCAGAGUAGUGGCGCACCCACCGACAAGAAGAAUAUCGAGUGGAUCGAACCUGGACGUCCACUUUACCACUAUCGUAUUAGCAACCGUGUGUGUCUGAGAUUUGCAGUUCGUCCGUCACCCAUCACCCUGAUGAUCGAUGCAUCACUCUUCAACAGUCCGGAGACGGCGGACGGUGAAUCAACAUCGUCGAACAAUCCCGAUGAGAACGAGUUGGAAUCAAAGGCUGCCACUGUUGGCGAUGUUGCAAGCUUGAUGAUGUCAGUGCCACAACCUAUCAAGACAAAGACUAUACAAGUUCAAAUCCCAUUGCAUCUGCCUCUACAAGAGUCACUCGAUACCGAGCUCAAUUGGCUGGAAUGCAAGAUCGAUCAAGCAAAGUGUCGAUUCCAUAUCGAUUCAUUCGAUGGACCGAUUAUCAAUCAACAUCAACCGCUGCUCACUCAAUACUUUACUAAAUCCAACAAGCUAUUUGUCGAGCUUGCCGACGAAGCUGACUUGGUAGUACCUCAGUACGUCAAACACAAUGCAACCAACAUCUGGGAGGAAGUAAACGAUAGAACUACUAUAUUCUUUGACGUCGAUCCAGUCACUUUCAAGUUGUCCAACGUCAUUCGUGGUGCAACUCUAAACAAACUUGUCGAGGUGUCAACCAACAACAUAGAUGUCGAUCGUGUCACAAUGAACAUUCUCCUGAUGACCUACACUUCUUUCACCACCUCUGAUACUCUACUCGACAAAUUGAUAGAGAGAUACAACGUGCCAGAGAGACUGGCCGAUACCAAAAACGUAGUGCAAUUGCAUGUGAUAGUAUUCAUCAAGAAUUGGUUAGAACAACAGUCACCACAAGCUGCAUCCGGUGGUGGACUGGAAGAGCGUUUCCUCGAGAGAAUCAACCAGUUUAUUGAACGAAUGAAAGAAGAUGGUUACUCAAAUAUGGUGCCGCAACUCAAACGUCUCAUUGACAUGGCAAUCAAAGAGAAGCGUGCCUACGCCAUGCCAGAAGUGCCACGUCUCACAACAGUGAUUCGCGCGCCUUCCAUCUCUACUGCGUUCUUGGAAGACGAGUUGUUUGUCGCGCAGCAACUUACACUCCGUGAAUUUGAAACAUUUAGACGUAUUCAACCGGUGGAGUUUCUCAAUCAGGCAUGGAACAAACCGAAGCUACAGUACAAGGCAUGCAAUCUCCUAAAGAUGAUCGAUCGAUUCAAUCGUGUAUCACUUGCAAUCUCCACCAGUAUCCUAGCACAAAUCAAGUUAAAGUCACGUGUUAAACUGAUUUGUCGUUACAUCAAGAUAGCAUUGCAUCUCAGAGAGCUCAACAAUUUCCAUCUACUCACCGCUUUCCUUGCGGGUAUUCGCAACUCCUCCGUUCUCAGAUUGCGUGUUUCCUGGAGUAAAGUACCAAAGAAGUAUAAACAAUCUCUGGAGGACUUGGAGAAACUCAUGUCCAUGGAAGGAUCAUUCAAAACCUUUAGAAGUUUAAUUAAAGAUCUUGUACCACCAUGUAUACCUUAUUUAGGUGUAUAUUUAAAGGAUUUAACAUUUAUUGAAGAUGGUAAUAAUGAUAGUAUGGAUGGAUUGAUCAAUUGGGGAAAGAAGAAAUUGGUUUACAACAUCAUUUCGAUCAUUCAGAGUUGUCAGUAUAUUCCAUACGAUUUCGGACCACCCUCAUCAAAAGCGGAACAAGUACUAGCAUCAUUCGAUUCAUUACCUGUCGCCAACGAUGAAGUACUCUAUCAAAUGUCUCAACAACUUGAACCGAAAAUUUAA
This is a messenger RNA of Heterostelium album PN500, 4377 nucleotides long. It is a transcript of the gene gefL, whose product is annotated as Ras guanine nucleotide exchange factor. The transcript is spliced from 7 exons. Lineage: Eukaryota; Evosea; Eumycetozoa; Acytosteliales; Acytosteliaceae. Gene Ontology annotation, biological process: Ras protein signal transduction; actin cytoskeleton organization; positive regulation of GTPase activity. The coding region runs from base 1 to 4377 and encodes 1458 amino acids. Gene Ontology annotation, molecular function: small GTPase binding; actin binding; guanyl-nucleotide exchange factor activity. Gene Ontology annotation, cellular component: plasma membrane. The record is from RefSeq and is a predicted model, not a curated record.